CACUUCCCUUCAUCCAACAAGUUUCAAGUCGUAGGAGUGGAGUAUAUAUAUAUUACCUUACUGGAGCGCUUUUUGAUUGAUAAUUAAUAUUUUCUCUAUGAAAAUUUUAAAGUGCGGUUUUUUUUUUACUGUCUUAAGAACGCUAAGGCCGCAAUUGACUUUCUUGCUUUUGAUUUUACCCUAUUCCGGUGAGAUCUUGCUUAUCCUUGCUAAAAGCUUAAGGAAAAAGUCAAAAGCGCUUGUCUUUUUUAUUGCAUACUUUUCGUAUAUGAAGUGCUUUCCUACGUUUCACUCCUUUCUUUGUGUCAAAUCAGUAAUCAGAACAGUUGAGUUAUUGAAAAUUUUUUUGUGAAGUUAUUCUUAUUGUUGACUACCCUUAACUGUUUCGCUUUAAUAAAGUUUUGGCUCCGUUUUUUCUUUUUUUUUUUUUUCGCUUUCUCUCGUGUAUGCUUUUGUCUUUAUGAAGGAGAGUUCUGGUCGAAAUUUCUAUCCUUUGUGAAUUGUAUUGAUACAUAAAAAUUUCCUCGACUUUUAAUAACUGUGUGUCUCUUUGUUGUUUCUCCGUUUACGACUAUUUAUUUUCUUGUUUUACCAUUAUAUGCACUCUCCUUAAUAUUCUUACAGAUUUUCAAAAUGUCUCAUGAAAAACAUCUAUAUGUUCCUCCACCUAGGGAACCCCCGAGUUACGAAGAUGUUGCUGCAAAUUCCGAGAUUAUUCAAAUUCAAAAUGAACCGCGUACCGAGGAACAGCGCCCGUUAGAGCCCAUGGAAGUUUUAGAGCCUCCUGGAAGUUUACGAUUUCCUGGUUUACGAUCUAAACUAGAAGCCAUUCAUGAAGGUUGGGAGUCUGCCUGCCAUUCAUUUCACCAUAAAAUUGCGUCCAGAUUUUAUCGAAUUCCCUUUUACUCCAUUUACUUGGUUUUAAUCGCUACCAUAAUUAUUUUGGCAAGUUACUAUGGAUAUUUCGACAGUAGUCCUCCCUGGAAAUCAGUUCCUCACCUUGAUGAAACUUUCUUAAUUAAUUAUAUAAAAAACAGCCGUGUUUCAAAUAUUCAGUCUGAGGCAACCACGUUUGCUUCUCUUCCUCACGUAUCAGGAACGAUGGGGGAUUCUUCGCUCUCACAGUACUUGCUAGAUGUUUUAAGCUAUGAAUCUUUAGACGCGGUUGAUACAAAAAAAUUUUAUGCCUAUUUAAACUACCCUAAAUCUCUUUCUAUAAGAUUAAGCAAUGAUGAUUCAUUCCAGCCCACACUUUCUGAAUCUUACAAAAUUCCUAAUUAUAGAGAUACUUGGAUCACCUCGCUUUCUUCUUAUGCGUACAGCGCACCCGGAAAACUGGAAGCACCUCUCAUAUAUGUUAACCAGGGCACAACAGAUGACUUUCAAGCACUGGAGGAAAAAAAUAUUCAGUUCAAUUCGUCAGUCGUCCUAUUACGAAGUAGCCGUAUGAAUGCCUCUAUAGCUAUUGAAAAUGCCGAAAGAUAUGGUGCUUCAGCGGUAUUAGUGUUCGACGACUCGUAUACUGGUAUAGAGCAAAACCACAAGGAUGAAAUUUAUCCUGCAGGACCUUACCCUUCUGAUGAUUUGUUAUACCGUGGAAGCGCUGCUAAGUCUUACUAUUAUUUAGGUGAUCCGCUGACACCAGGAGUACCCUCCCAUUGGGAUUCUAACAGGAUACAACCUGAAAAUGCGCAAGUACUUCCUCGAAUUACUGCGAUUCCAAUAACUUAUCGUGAUGCUAUUGACCUAAUGAGCAGAUUAAAAGGGCAUGGUGAGCAAAUCCUUACAGAUACAUGGAGACUGGGACUUCCAUCUUCCCUGGAACUUUGGUCGGGUUCAACCUCAGAAUCUUCUCUAAUGCUUCAGAUUGAAUCAGAGGUUGAUUCAAAAAAGAAGCAACCAAUUGUGAAUAUUUUAGGACAGAUUACUGGCCGAGAGCCGGAUCAAGUCCUUAUUAUAGGUGCACCUCGUGACUCAUGGUGCGGUGGUGCCUCCGAAUCAGCAGUGAGCACCGCUCUGCUUAUGGAUAUCAUAUCAACGUUUUCUGACAUGGUUAAAAAUCUUUCAUGGCGACCCCGUCGGACUAUUGUUUUUGCUAGCUGGGACGCUAAACAGUACAAUACCAUAGGUAGUACCGAAUGGGUCGAACAUUGGAAAGAAUGGCUUCAAGUAAAGGCAGUAGCAUAUUUAAAUAUUGAUGUCGCUGUUUUUGGAGAUGUGUUCACUGCAAAUACAGUUCCGGGCCUGAAGGACGUGGUUUUAAAAGCGUUUCAUUUGAUGAACGAAGACAACAACCUAGGAACACCAGAUAUAAAGUUAGAUACUUUUAAUUAUGUAUCUGACGCUACUCCAUUCCUAACGUACGCAGGCGUUCCCAUUGUGGAAUUGGGGUUUGAAAGAGGAGCAGAUAGUUCGCUGCCUGUUCCUUUUCUAGGCACCUGUAAGGACACGGAAAGUUGGAUAAGUAUGUUUGGAUCAUUCUACUGGGAAAAAGCAGACCGUCUUGCAAAAAUAUGGUCUCUCCUGGCAUUGUUUCUUUCUAAUGAUCCAGUGGUUCCGUAUGAUUUGGAAAAUUCUGUUCGAUAUCUUGGAACAAUGCUAGAAGAACUUCAAGAGAUUCUUAAGGAAAAAUCCUUGUCGUUCGAUCAUGUAAAACAAGAAUAUGAAGAGCUUGUUGCGACUGCAAAGCAUUUUAUGUCUGUGAUUUCAGAGUGGCAUUCUCUUAUGCUCCACAACAGCUAUUUUCUUACCACGAAAAAGCAUCCCGAGUUAGAAGGCUUUAAUGCAAAAAUUGCGAGGUUUGAGAAUUCAUUUCUUGAUGAGACUGGCCUUCCUGACCAUGAAUGGUUCAAGCAUCUAAUAUAUGGACCUAAUCGAUUAGGAAAAGGGGGUGUUGUUUUUCCUUCCAUUAUGGAUGCCUUUUGGAAUGACAACCUUGAUCAAGUACAAUUAGAGAUUGAUCGGCUUUCUAAAGCGCUGGAUCGAGCUCAUAAAGCAUUAAAAACUGCUUAACAUGGCUAUGACCUAGCAAACCAAUAAGGGACUACAUCCUGUACAUAUUGAUACCAUACACGGUGACUUCAAGGCGAUGGUAGCUAAUGAUAAUUAUUAUUCAUUUUACGUAUUCACCGUUGUUUUACUAUACAAUGAAUUUCUUUUACAAGGAUCUUGUUACUAAAGGUGUUGUUUAUAUUAUGGUAUCAAUCUUAGUGCCUGAUAGUAAUACAAACAAAAAAGGCAAUACUGUACAAAUAUUAUUUUA
Messenger RNA from Schizosaccharomyces cryophilus OY26, 3262 nucleotides. RefSeq names its product Tre1 family protein. Lineage: Eukaryota; Fungi; Ascomycota; Schizosaccharomycetes; Schizosaccharomycetales; Schizosaccharomycetaceae. Gene Ontology annotation, molecular function: carboxypeptidase activity. The transcript has a single exon. The record is from RefSeq and is a predicted model, not a curated record. The coding region runs from base 634 to 3012 and encodes 792 amino acids.